GUGCGCGCUGACGUUAGACGCAGAGGGGAUGUUUGGAGAGAAGAGCGGGAGCUGAGAAGUGGAUCGACUGCUUGUCCGGAAGUCUUCGCGUGGACUGCCAGGGGGCCUGUGCUUAGUCGGCAAGCGUCCGGCCCUUCCUGCCCGUCCCCCGGAGAGCCUCGCACCUGCCACAGCCCAGGUUCCCGAUUUCAGAGAAGAUGACGGAGGAACUGGACCUCUUGGGACAGGACUCUGAUGGGGACAGUGAGGAGGUGGUCCUGACUCCUGCAGAGCUCAUUGACAGGCUGGAGCAGGCCUGGAUGAAUGAAAAGUUUGCACCUGAGCUGCUGGAAAACAAGUCUGAAAUCGUAGAGUGUGUCAUGGAACAGCUGGAUCACAUGGAGGAAAAUCUCAGGAGAGCCAAGAAGGGGGACCUGAAGGUCAGCAUCCAUCAGAUGGAGAUGGAGAGGAUCCGCUUUGUCCUGAGCAGCUACCUGCGGUGUCGGCUCAUGAAGAUAGAGAAGUUCUUUCCUCAUGUCCUUGAAAAGGAGAAAACACGCCCUGAGGGGGAGCCUUCCAGCCUUUCUCCAGAAGAGUUUGCCUUUGCCCAAGAGUACAUGGUGAACACAGAGAACUACCUGAAGAAUGUCGCCUUAAAGCACAUGCCUCCUAAUUUACAGAAGGUGGACCUCCUGAGGGCAGUUCCCAAACCAGACCUGGAUUCAUACGUGUUUCUGAGAGUGAAGGAGCGACAGGAAAACAUCCUGGUGGAACCAGAGACAGACGAGCAGAGGGACUACGUCAUCGACCUGGAGGAAGGCUCCCAGCACUUGAUCCGAUACAAAACCAUCGCUCCCCUGGUUGCCUCUGGAGCCGUACAGCUAAUUUAAAACCAGAAGUUACUGGAGUUCCCGUUGUGGCUCAGCGGGUUAAGAACCCAACAUAGUGUCCGUGAGGAUGCCAGUUCAAUCCCUGGCCUUGAUCAGUGGGUUAAAGAUCUGGCAUUGCCAUGAGCUGUGCUGUAGGUUGCAGCUGCAGCUCAGAUCCUGCGUUGCUGUGGCGUAGGCCAGCAGCUACAGCUCAAGAUUUGACGCCUAGCCUGGGAACUUUCACAUUCUGCAGGUGCGGCCCUAAGAAACCCCACAAGUACCAAAAAGUAAACAAAGGUCAAAACAGAAGUAACUGACCAAGAACAAGGGCACAGAACAUUACGGAAUAUAUUUGGGACAUCCCCACCACCACCCCAGUCACCUGCCCACCUGACCCCAAGCACAGUGGGUCACUGGGACAGUGAGGAGAGGACCUCAAGGCAGAUCCCUCACUUAUCGCAUAUCCUAACUCUGCCCUUUUGGCGGAAGCAGCAGGUGGGCUGUCCCUCUGGGGGGUGGGGUCCAGGGAGACCCCCUGUGAUAUUUGAACUGAGGAAGGUGGGGCCCCCUGCCUGUGCUGAGGGGACCAAUUGGCCCUGAGCCCACAGAGGUGGGAGAGCUCACUUAACCCUCCUGGUAGAAGGACUGUAAAUAGAUUAAGCCCUCGUGCCGCCUUCUGUGGCGUGUCCCUGGAUCAUGGAAACUCACCUUUUGGAACCUCUAACAUUGGGCUUAAAGCCAGCUUCUGUCACGCUUCCCUGAACAUCCCAAUAAGCUAUUAUUAGGUCCCAGCUCCGUGGCAGAAGGAGCCUGCGGGCGGUGCCCAGCGUGCAGUUGAAUGAAGCUCGUCCACCACCCCCAGGCCCGCCCGCAGGCCAUCUGCCGGCCUUGCCGAGGCCCCGAGAGCCAGGUGGCAUCGGCUCUUUUGAGGCUUUUCACUUUCUCAAGGCAAACAGACGAGGUUAAACUAAGUGAGUGGGUGACCCCUGAGGGAGGAGCGUACAGACAGUGCGUGAGUCAUCUUCCUCUGAAAUGUGUUGAUUACAUGCCAGUCUUUUCUCGCUCCAUGGGAAGGCAGCAGGUUUUUAUUUCUGAUGCAGGUGUGUAGCAGCAUCAGCGUGAUGUUGCUGUCAUUGCCAAGAGAGAUCUCCAGUGAAAGCAAGGCAGGUUGUAUUCGUUAAUAAAAGCAUUUUCGUUCUCA
Molecule: messenger RNA, 2049 nt
Organism: Sus scrofa (pig)
Lineage: Eukaryota; Metazoa; Chordata; Mammalia; Artiodactyla; Suidae
Gene: GINS4
Product: GINS complex subunit 4
Biological process (GO): double-strand break repair via break-induced replication; DNA-templated DNA replication
Cellular component (GO): GINS complex
Source: RefSeq, a predicted model, not a curated record